Messenger RNA from Megalobrama amblycephala (Wuchang bream), 1027 nucleotides. RefSeq names its product complement C1q-like protein 4. NCBI's taxonomy places the organism in Eukaryota, Metazoa, Chordata, Actinopteri, Cypriniformes, Xenocyprididae. The transcript has 3 exons. Gene Ontology annotation, molecular function: protein binding. The record is from RefSeq and is a predicted model, not a curated record. The coding region runs from base 1 to 675 and encodes 224 amino acids.
AUGGUCGUGGAUGAAUGGCACAACAAUGGGCCUCAGGAUCUCGUCACGGUAUCUCAGUGCAUUCAAAAUCCCAUCAAUAAAAUGCACCUGUGUUUGUUGUCCAUAACAUACGCCUGCCCAUACCAUAACCCCACCGCCACCAUGGGCCUCUCGAUCCACAACGCUGACAUCAGCAAACCGCUCACCCACAAGGCACAAUACACGCUGUCUGCCCUGUACAGUGAAAACCGGGAUUCAUUCGUGAAGAGAACACCUCUCCAAAACAGAGAAAUAGCUUUUUCAGCUUCACUGAUGCAAUCUGGCAGUGGAUAUACUGGUCCUUUUACCACUGACAUCACACUGACCUACAAGAACGUCUUCACAAACAUAGGGAACGCCUACAACCCAAUUACAGGUAUUUUCACAGCCCCACUGAAAGGAGCGUACAUGUUCAGAGUCUCUAUAUAUGGUCAUGCCCCAAAUACAGCAGGUGCAUUUAUUUAUAAGAAUGGAGAGCGUGUGGUUACAGCAUACGAUAUUCAGGAUCAGGGUCGGACAAACUCCUCAAAUGGAGUUCUGUUGAUCCUGGAGGUUGGAGAUGUUGUCUAUGUGAAACUUGGGUCUGGCAGGAGGAUAUAUGAUAACGAGAAUAACCACAACACUUUCAGUGGUUUCCUACUGUUUCCCUUAAGAUAACAGGAGAUUUGAAGAAUGUGAUUUCAAUAAUUCUGAACCUAAUGAUGAAAAUCAUGACGAAUCAUUAACAUAUGAACCUGUAUUAAUGAGGACUAAUGUGUGUUGAAGUUUGCAGUCGAUUACAGUAUAAAGUCAGUAUAAUACACUAUAAUCAAAGUUCUGAUCUGUCUAUUCAUGUAAGUUUGUAUAAAGAGUUUCAGCAUUGAGACAGACAGGACCCAUGAAUAUCACAUGUGACUCAAAAGUGUUUUGUUAAAGUAAUAAAUCUAAAAUGUUAAAUAAUACCUUUUUAAGUGUAUCUUGUUACUGAUCCUUGAUCUGUAUCUAUUCAUCCUACAUUAAUAAGUAAGAG